This is a messenger RNA of Acanthamoeba castellanii str. Neff, 1371 nucleotides long. RefSeq lists its product as hypothetical. Lineage: Eukaryota; Discosea; Longamoebia; Acanthamoebidae. Gene Ontology annotation, cellular component: small-subunit processome; nucleolus. The transcript is spliced from 7 exons. The record is from RefSeq and is a predicted model, not a curated record. Gene Ontology annotation, biological process: maturation of SSU-rRNA from tricistronic rRNA transcript (SSU-rRNA, 5.8S rRNA, LSU-rRNA). Bases 1 to 1371 code for a protein of 456 amino acids. Gene Ontology annotation, molecular function: protein binding.
AUGAAGGUGAAAACGAUUUCCCGUAAUGAGGCGGAAUUCACGAGGGAGAGGAAGGUGGAUUUGGUCCGCAUGCAGCGCAAUGUGGACCCGGCCCAGCACCCCUUCGAGAAGCCGCGAGAGUACACGCGUGCCCUCAAUGCCGUGAAGAUGGACAAGAUCUUUGCCCGGCCCUUCGUGGCCGCCCUCAACGGCCACAGCGACAGCGUUUUCUCCCUCUGCCGCCACCCCGACUCCCUCACCCACAUCUUCUCCGGCAGCUGCGAUGGCGUCGUCGUCGUCAUGGGUGUACCAGAGCUCAAGGUGUGGAAUUUGGCGACGCACGCGUGCCUGGCCACGCUGCCGGCCCAUCGCGGGUUCGUGCGCGGUGUGGCGUUGGGCCACGGCAACUCGUCGGUCAUCACCGUCGGCGACGACAAGGCCAUCAAGCUGUGGCCGAUCUCCCUCGACGGCCUCCGUAACGGCCUCCCCGAGGAUAUCCAGCCCCUCACCACCUUCCUGGGCGAGCACGCCUUCUCGGGGAUCAGCCACAAGGCCAACCAGCCCAUCUUCGCCACCUCUGGCCCGGUCAUUCUCCUGUGGGACGAGACCCGCGGCUCGCCCACCGCCACCUUCGAGUGGGGCUGCGACAGCGUCAACGCGGUCAAAUUCAAUCCCAUCGACCAGGACGUGCUCGCCUCGCUGGCCUCCGACCGCUCCCUCGCCUUCCACGACGUUCGCGCCUCGACCCCGAUCCGCAAGGUGAUCAUGACGAUGCGGGGCAACGCCGUGGCGUGGAACCCCAUGGAGGCCUUCAACUUGUCGGUCGCCAGCGAAGAUCACAACGUGUAUACAUUCGACAUGCGACGACUCGAUACUGCCCUCAACGUGCACCAGGACCACGUGGCGGCCGUGCUGGACAUCGACUACUCGCCGACGGGCGAGGAGUUCGUCACGGGCUCCUACGAUCGCACGCUCCGAAUCUUCCGCCGCUCCGAGGGACGUAGCAGGGAGGUCUACCACACAAAGCGGAUGCAGAGGAUCUUCUGCGUGCGGUUCACGGGCGACUCGCGGUUCGUGAUGUCGGCGUCAGACGACACCAACAUUCGACUGUGGAAGGCCAACGCGGCCGACCCGCUCAAGGUGCUAGUGCCGCGCGAGAAGAAGAAGAUGGAGUACCAGGAGAAGCUCAAGGCGCGAUACCGCCACCUGCCCGAGAUCCGCCGCAUCGACCGCCAUCGCCACCUGCCCAAGGCGGUGCAUGGCGCUACUCGCCUCAAGAGCGUCAUGAAGAAGGCCGAGCAGCGCAAGGAGAAGAACCGCGCGGCCCACUCCAGCCAGGACACCAGGCCCGUGCCCGAACGCAAGCGCCACAUCGUCGAGGUCCAGCAGUGA